Molecule: messenger RNA, 4910 nt
Organism: Xyrauchen texanus (razorback sucker)
Lineage: Eukaryota; Metazoa; Chordata; Actinopteri; Cypriniformes; Catostomidae
Product: solute carrier organic anion transporter family member 5A1-like
Exons: 10
Coding region: 704-3145 (813 amino acids)
Biological process (GO): transmembrane transport; sodium-independent organic anion transport
Cellular component (GO): membrane
Molecular function (GO): protein binding
Source: RefSeq, a predicted model, not a curated record
GCUGCGGAGCUCACCAAUGCGCUUGGAGGCGAUACCGCUUUUACCGUGAAUAACGGACAGGGCUCCCGUCCGCCGUCCAAGGGCAAGGAUAUUUGAAACACGACGAGGAUCCACCCCGAUGGUGUGUCUGAUUAUCGCACGGAGAACUGCGCGCAGAGGGAGACGAUCGAUUACCGUUUAACUGCGCAAGAUGGGAUUAAUCGGUGUUAUUAAUCUCUCGCAGAUAACGGGACAGAAUGCUCGUGUGUGAUGCGGCCGAGCGCGAAAGCUGCGCCGCUGCAGUACCCGCGCAGAGGCGCGUGAGCGCUCGGCGGCAGGUCGGCGAUUCUUACUCAUUCAACGUGUUGUUUUAGUAAAUAUGUGUCAAAUGGGAAUUGAAAUUGUGCUGUAAACAAACAGGGCGCGUUUACGUAUGUUUUAUGAAACAUAUCUGUGGAUACGUAUCUAUAAAUGUGUUUUUGUUUCGAUAAAAUCACGGAGCCGGCGCAGAAUAAUUGCGUCUAAAUCGCGAUUAUUACUACGGGUCAGGACAGCCGGAGAUUCAGCACUAACACUUGUUUUUUAUUUAGACAUUAUCUAUAUAAACGAAGUGGGUAUUACAGUAACAUAGGUAAGCUGUUGCUGGUUUAUCUAAAAGUCUGUCAUGUUGGUGUGUCAGUCACCGUAUUUGCGCUAAAAACAGGAGCUCGCGCUGCCCGUCAGGAUGGCCUCCGGUGCUGGUGGGGACGCUGGGGGAGGGGACCAUGCACCCGUUAAACCGCUCCCGUGCUUGUGUGAGGAAUCUACUCAGGGAUUGAAAUCUCAGAGCCUCCCUGUGCUCAGCGGUAGUCAGGCUCCGGAGCAGGAGGCGGAUCAGACAUUACUCUCUGCCCCGCACAGCUCACCCCAUUGCGGAUCCCCAGUUCGUGAUUCGGAGGGUCGCGGCGGUUCUGCGCUCUUGGCGUUCCGGCUGCCGAUCAGACGCUAUGUGGACGGGAUCCUGGCCGACUCACGCUGCUUCCUGUUCUGCAUGUGUUACCUCACAUUUAUUCAGUCACUGAUGGUGUCCGGAUAUCUCAGCAGUGUCAUCACUACAAUAGAAAAACGCUACAGUCUUCGGAGCUCAGAGUCGGGAUUGCUGGUCAGCUGUUUUGACAUUGGUAGCCUCCUCGUUGUGGUGUUCAUCAGCUACUUUGGUGGACGCAGUCAGAGGCCACGCUGGCUGGCUGUAGGGGGUGUAUUUAUUGCAGUGGGUGCCGCCCUCUUCUCCCUACCUCACUUCAUAUCUCCACCCUAUCAGCUGGAGGAGCUGAACAGUACGAUAGGGGGUGAGGGGCUCUGUGCCAGUGGGAACAGCAGUGGACAGGAGAAGCCAGUGCUGUCCAGGUGCCAACGGGACCGAGAGGAGAGUGAACAUGCCCUUUAUGUGGCUCUGUUCAUAUGUGCUCAGAUCCUAGUUGGAAUGGGGUCGACUCCCAUAUACACACUUGGACCAACGUACCUGGAUGACAAUGUGAAGAAAGAGAAUGCAUCACUGUACCUUGCUAUCAUGUAUGUAAUGGGAGCACUUGGACCAGCUGCUGGCUAUCUGCUGGGAGGGAUACUGAUCGGAUUCUACGUUGAACCCGGUACCAAUGUCAACAUUGACCAGAAUGACCCACGUUUUGUUGGAAACUGGUGGAGUGGGUUUCUCUUGUGUGCUGUGGCAAUGUUGUUGGUGAUCUUCCCCAUGUUCUCCUUUCCUAAAAAACUUCCACCACGCCACAAGAAAAGUAAGAGGCAUGUGAAAAAGAGUCCAGGCGACGUUUCCAGUGAUGACGAAAUGAUAAAAGAAAAGAGCCAGGCUGUCUCGUCCUCUAUGGGUUUUGGCAAAAACUUCAAAGAUCUGCCAAAAGCAGCAGGGCGAAUUUUGAGUAAUGUGACGUUUUUGUUUGUGAGUUUGUCAUAUACGGCAGAAUGCGCCAUCGUCACGGCCUUCAUCACUUUCAUUCCCAAAUUUAUUGAGUCUCAAUUUGGCGUUCCAGCAUCUAGCGCCAGUAUAUACACAGGUCUGAUUAUUGUACCCAGUGCAGGUGUGGGUAUAUUUUUGGGUGGGUUCAUCAUCAAGAAGCUGAAACUGGGCGCAAGAGAAGCAGCGAAGCUGGCCAUGAUCUGCAGUGGCGUUUCCCUGCUCUGCUUUUCCACACUCUUCAUCGUCGGCUGUGAGAGCAUUAACCUCGGCGGAAUCAAUAUCCCUUACACCACGGGGCCCACGCUGACUCUGUCUCACCGUAACCUUACCGGAAGCUGUAAUGUCAACUGUGGAUGCAGGAUCCAUGAGUAUGCACCUGUCUGUGGCUCUGAUGGCAUUACAUACUUUAAUCCAUGCCUGGCUGGCUGCAGCAACAUCGCCAACCACACCUCAGGAAUCAGAAACUAUUCGGACUGUGCGUGUGUUCAAAGCAGACAGGUGAUCACACCAUCAGGAGGGAACCACGAGCUUCAGGUUGUGAUCGUUAAGACAUACCUGAACGAGAACGGUUAUGCACUGGCAGGAAAGUGUGAACGCACCUGCGGAACACUCAUCACCUUCCUCAUCUUUCUCUUCAUCGUCACUCUCAUAACUGCCUGCGCUCAGCCGUCCGUCAUUAUCGUUACGCUCAGGUCAGUAGAGGAGGAGGACAGACCAUUUGCUUUGGGAAUGCAGUUCGUUCUUCUCAGGACUCUUGCCUACAUCCCCACUCCCAUCUACUUUGGAGCUGUGAUUGACACCACCUGUAUGCUUUGGCAGCAAGAUUGUGGUUUCCAUGGAUCUUGCUGGGAGUAUGAUGUCACUUCCCUACGGUUUGUUUACUUUGGGCUUGCAGCGAGCCUCAAGUUCCUGGGUUUCCUCUUCAUCUUCCUCACUUGGUAUUCGCUGAAGCGGCUUGAGGAGCAGACACAUGCACACACGCGCACACACACUCUUUCUUCGCUGGACAUGGUGAGCCACCUCAUCUGCCACGCUGGAGGUCACAAAGGCCACGCCCGCACACGCUCCUGUCCUGUCUUCCUGCCUCGCCUACCUGAAUACUCCCACGCUGCCAUGCCAACUGGGAAUGCCCUUAGCCGUGGUAACAGUUGCCCUGGCAAUGGCCUAAAAGCAAUAACUCCACCCAUACGGUCACUUGAAAAAGUGGCAGUGUAAGACAAGUGGAUGCAUGCGCGCACACACAAACAUUUACAUAUACACUUAAAUUCUUUCAUUUACAAGCAUGUAAACUCAUACAUCAUACAGUUAUGAGGGAAGAGUGUAAAUGCAAACACACACCACACUGCUUAUAGCCAUUGCUGGUGCCUUUUUUUAAACACACACAUUAACGCAGUAAGUUCGUAAAGCACUGAUUAAUAAUAGAAGACUUUUUUUGACACAAUACCUCAGCAGGACAAAUACCUCUGAUUAUUGUCAUACAUUGUACAAAUACAAACACACUCUCAAACACACUUAACAUAGUCAUCUCCCCAUACUGUUAUUUUGCUGUUUGUGCAUAUACUCGUCUGCUCAACUCUUCUUCUAUACAGCAGAUUGAUAUAUUUACUUGUUUACCUCAUUGAUUCAUCCUUUUGGUUGCGAUGGGAAAGAGACUGCAAAUUUUACUAUGCAAAUUUUUCCCUAGCUCUAACACCCCCCAGAUCAUAUAAGCUCCUCCCAAACUGUGAACUCUCAUAGCACUGGCUCCACCUAAAACAUAUUAGUCCCUCCCAAUGAAUGACCCCUCCCAUAGCAUUGGCUCCAACUAAACCAUACUAGUCCCUUUCACAUUAUAACUCCUACCAUAGCACUGGCUCCAUCAAAACCACAUUAGCCCCUCCCACAGCAUGAAACUCCCUUAUUUUUCAGCUGUUUUCAUUUAUGCUGCUUAGAACUUUUAGAUUAGUCUGAAAGUGAGUUUGCAACAGUCAGUGCAACACAAACAUCUGUUAAAAUAACCGUCAUUGGUGUCCUUUUUGUCAUAAUCAGUGUUGGGUAAGCUGCUUAAAAAUUGUAAUCCACUUCAAAUUACUAAUACAUUUCUCUAAAAUUGUUAUCAGAUUACUAAUUACUUCAAUGACAAAAUAAUAAAAUUAAGUUACUUUCUAGAACACUUUUCUUCUCAACAAAUUCAAAAUAAUCUCUAUAUUUCUUGUUCAUUGUUACACACAAGACAUCCAUGCACUCAGCACCUCACAUUUCUCCUUCACAAUGACUUGUUACGGGCCAUAAUUCAUGUAUUCUACAUAAAUUAUAUAUUAGGAAUAAGCAUAACCCUUUAAUGUACUUAAAAGUAAUUGAAAUUUGAUUACAAUCAUUUAAAAUGUAUUGGAUUACAUUACUUUUAUUUAAAAUGAAAUAAGAUUACAGUAACUAAUUACUUUAAUUGGAUUAGACCCAACACUGGUCAUAAUACUUGUGCAUCAUAUCAAUAUUCAAAAUGUUCUCUUUCCUUGGUCAUGAUUGCAUCUGAUUUUAGUGGUCAACAAUCACCUCUGUAAAUGACAUACACACACAUACACUAAUAGAAGACAUGUCAUCUCAAGUACACCCACAUCACAUAUACUCUGAAAAAACCCUCUCACAUCUCUCUAGAUGGUGUCCUGUUAGCGCUGAGCCAGUAUUAGUGGUGUUGUUAAUAACACAAUUACCGCUGUGAGCAGAAAUCAGCUUCAGUCCUGAUCACUGCAGGACUUCUGUAAAAAAAACAUUGCAGAAUUCACAUGAAUACUGAGUAACUGCUGAAGAAAGAGUAUGUUGGAUUUUCCCCUCCUGCUCCUGUUACUAUGCUCUGUUUGCAAACAAGACACAUUUAAUAAAAUUAUUUAUAUGUAGGUACUUUAAAGUACUUGAAGUUUUGUUUAAGCAGAGGUAAAACUAGAGUAAUUCGUUAUAAAAUUUUUUGGUUUACAUGUAUAAAUAAAUGAAUGAAUUGUGUCAA